CUGCACUUUAACCUCAGUCAUUGUAUCAUUUCAAAUCCAAAGUGCUGGGGUACAGAGCCAAAACAACAACAAAAUGUUCACUGUCUCAAUACCUCUGAAGCUCACUGUACAUACACAAUUGAAAUAUUUGAUUAUUUCAUAGUAAUUUCCUAUUUUUCUAUUGCUUUCUACCCAAUGUGGACCAGACAGAGACAUUGGAAUAUUUUAAAUGUUUUGGCAAUUGAAUGUUGAAUAGUUUGGGCUUUGGAAUUUCCAUUAAAAAGCUUUACAGUCAUUGUAAAACAAUUGAUCAUAACCGAAAUUAUUUAAAUUAUCAAACCGAACUGACCUCAAAAAGCACUAAUCGCUCAGCACUAAUGGAGAGUCGGGAAAAUGUUUUGUUGCUUCGAAUCACUGCAAUCCACGGCAAAUACUUUGCAUUACAAACCAUAUCAAAUUCAAACAUUGCAUUGCAUAAUUCAAGGCAGUACACAAUUAGAUAGCUAACUGAGAUAUAGAGUUAGUUUGCUACCAACUAACUGUUGCUACUUUAGUUGUAAAGUACACUAUAAUUAUGCACAAUGAUGUAAACUCGCUAGGCUGGAGAAAAUGUUCAUCAUUUCUAAGUGUCACCAACAGUUGAAGAGAUGACCAGCAAAUCAGAACCAGCUCCUUUUAGGCAACUUGUUAGCUUUCACUGGAGCUCCCAAUCAGACUAUUUGGGGAUGAAGACAUUCGUCAGAUGUUCCUUAUCCGGCAAAGUACAGACAUCAGGGAAUUAUCAAGAAUAGUAACCUUCCACGGUCGUGAGGAAAGUGUUCCAAAGUAUACGCCACAAGCGACACCAUCUAAAAAUCCAUAUUACAUUCGUUUAAAAAAGCAGAGGUGUUUUGACAAACCCCGACAAAACGGGUCAACAGCAGUUAUCCACAGCCAUCGCUCCUCCUUCUCAGUGGCAUCGAUCACCCCUCAUCGCUAGCUCCUCCUUCUCAGUGGCAUCGAUCACCCUUCAUACUGUACGCGGCAACAACACACCGAGAGAGAGACGCUACUGGGGGAGGAUAGAGGAUCAGUCGACGCCGUGGAUAUGGUCUAAAAUAAUAUCCGAAGAGGCAAACGGUACACCUUUCUCCCAAAUAGGACUUUGAUUCGAAAGGUGGAAAACUGCCAACAAGAUUACUAUUAUUUAAAUUCACCCUACCGACCCCCCCCCUCCCUCUACUCCACCCUAGCUACCGAGAUGCACACCGAGACUCGAAGCAAGAAAUGCCUGUCGAGUCCUAAGGCCAGAGGUGGUGUCAGCUCCCAGCCACAACCCAAGAAGGAGUCCCAACCCCAGCGGCCCGAGUUGACCAAGAAGGAACCCAAGACGGAGCCUCAUACCCAGGAGGAAGAAGAAAACAUGCCCUCGGUACACAUCAAACCAGAACCACAGGAGGUGGAGUCCACGCAGGCUGAAGUAGGCGAGGAGUGUCCCCAGCCUACAGACCUGAAGAUCAAGACAGAGAAGACUCAACCUGUGUCUCCCCCUCCACUCUGCACAGCCACAGACACAACAGCAGACGACUCCUCCCUCCCCCCGGAGGACCAGACGGAACCUGUCGACCUGUCCCUCGGCAAGCCUCGCUCCUCCCUGCCCGUCUCUACGCCGACARCCAACCCCGUCCCGAGUUCCGUGGCGAUGCCCACGCUGUCGGCAACCCCCAUCCAUACGAUGCUCUCGCCCGGGUCCAUCCUAGCAUCCACCCAGGGGGCAGGCGGUCAGCAGAUCCUGCAUGUCAUCCACACCAUCCCAUCGGUCAACAUGCCCAGUAAGAUGGGCCAGCUGCAGACCAUCCCCGUGGUGGUCCAGUCUCUGCCCGUGGUCUACACCACCAUGCCCACGGACGGGGUGGCCACCGCUGCCAUCACAGUGCCCCUCAUCGGGAGCGACGGGCGCUCGGAGGGAUCCGUGCGUAUCAAGCCUGGCUCGGCGUCCCCAGUGGAGUACCAGAGUGACAGUGAUGUGGAGAGUGGGACAGAGUCGGGUUCUGCUUCCUUCAGUACCCGGGACUGGACACAGGGACACAGGGUGGUGGUUCUGUGGGCUCAUCUCCAGUACCACAGGGUGGUGGUUCUGUGGGCUCAUCCUCCAGCAGGUGGUGGUUCUGUAGGGCUCAUCCUCCAGUACACAGGGUGGUGCGUUCUGUACGGGCUCAUCUUCCAGUCAGGCGUAGACAUGGACAUGCAGGUGGAUCCUGAUUCGCCGGAUAUGAAGAGGAGGCGUGUCCAUAUGUGUGACUAUGAUGGCUGUAACAAGGUGUACACCAAGAGCUCACACCUCAAAGCCCACCGCAGGAUACACACAGGAGAGAAGCCGUACCACUGUACAUGGGAGGGCUGUACCUGGAGGUUCGCCCGGUCAGACGAGCUGACGCGACACUUCCGUAAACACACGGGCAUCAAGCCCUUCCGCUGCACCGACUGUGACCGCUCCUUCUCCCGGUCUGACCACCUAGCCCUGCACCGGAGACGCCACGUCAUGAUGUGAACCAUGACCCCUGACCUUUGACCUUUAAACCUUAAACCCCCUGCUACCUUCGCCCUCCAACCCAUCACCUCCCUCCCCAGCCCCCCUCGGGACUCAGAUGGAACUCAAAUGGGARGGCCUGAACUCUGACCCCUAGAGGUUCUCUGCUGUGUCACUUCCUUUGGCUGUUCCCCCUCCUCUCCUCUCUCUAAAAAAAGAACCAAGGUUAAGACAACAUACAUUUUCCACGCGGGAGCGUUAGAAAAUAAACUCAUACAUUGGACCAACACUGAUUCUACAGGAUUACCAUUGAAAACGUCACCAGUGGUCAAGAAAUCAAGUAAUAAAGUGGCGGUAGAUCAUUUGAAAAACAUUUACAUCAAUAGAAUGACCGUAAAACAGUUAUGUUAUGUGUUUGCAGAGUAGUUAGCUGAAGUUCACUACGAUUGUGUUUAUUUUCCACUUUGAUGGCGAGCUUUCUGUACUGCUAAAAUUCCCUUUCAGUCAUUUUUGAUCGCAUUGCUGGUCCAUUGUUUAGACCUAGUCUUCUCUACGCCCACGCCUCGUCCUCCAUUUUGAACUGUGGGUCAUCGUGGAGAUCAUUACAUUCAAGAGGUGGAGAAUGAAGAUCCCAAAAGGAUGACAAGAGUUUGUUGUUUUCUGGUUGCUUAGCACCUGAAGGGGUAGUCCACGACUCUCAUACCCCACAGCUUACCUCCUCGUUUCUCCCUCACACCCCACGCAGUGUGCACACAGCCAGAGGCCAUCUACUUCAACAGCACCCUAUCCAUCCAGAAGAUCRACUAGGGAAGACAAACCAGGGAUAGAGCAGAGAGAGAUGGACAGGCUGGACUGAGAGAGAGACCGAGGACAUACUUUGAAAUGAUGCAGGGUUACCUACAUCACACACUCGGCGCAGAGCAAGAAGAGGAGGGGGACAGAGAGGAGGUGGAGGAGGCAGGGAAGGAUAUGUGGCUUUUGUUUCAGUUUUGUUUAUUUGAGAGGGGAAAACACUUCAGAGAUUACUUUUCAGCUGUCGAGCAACUGUUUACUGUGUCUGAUCAUCUUCUGUUAACCUGCGCUGCGUGCAUGGGCUAGCCGUCUGUACGUGUGUGUGAUUGUGUGUGAGCGUUAGUGUAGUGUGURCUAUUUAAAGACAGUUGAUGAUGCAUCGUGUCCUCUCCUCCGUACAUAUAAUUUCCUCAGCAGAGUCAGCAGACCCCUCGGGUGUGGCGGUGUAGAAAUGUCUUAUUCGGUCUUAUUCAACCCCCUUCCGCUCCAUUUCUCCGCUCCCCCAUCUCCUGAAACAGGGAGCUACAAGACUGUGAAGAAUUCUGUUUUAUUAAUAGUUUCAAUCAGAAAUGAAAUCAUGUUCACUUGCCCCACAGUUAUAGCUUGUUGUUCAGUAACAGUAUUUGUGUUGUUUAAAAAAAAAAAGGCCUUCUGUAGUUUUUCUCAUUUUCUUCUCUUUCUCUUUGCUAAUGAUUGGCUCGUAACAUAAUAACAUCCCUUUUUUUUUGUGACUAUUUCAUAUCCUUAGAUUGUGCUUGAGGCUGUAAAAGUAGAACAAGAAAAAGGUUGAGAUUACAAACUAGGGGAGCUUGUGUUUGUGCGCGUAACAAAUAAUCAGAGCUGAGGAGUUUAGAAGGGUGUGUUUGGUGCAGCAGUGUGUUACCUCUCGCCCGUCGGAGCCUUAAUGAAUCAAAGUCAAUCUGAGAAACUCUGUUUUUCGAAACGCACGUUUGUUUUGGGCUUCAGGGUUACCCCGGGGAAACGGGGUCUCAUUGCCCCCCGACGACACGUCGCGAGGCACUCUGUUGUUACGAGCAUUCCUGCCCAUUUCGACCCAGAUCAGGGCCUGUAUUCACAAAGGGUCUCAGAGUAGGAGUUCUCGAUCCAUAUUAUCAUAUUCAUUAUUAUCUAAAAGGCUAAACUGAUCCUAGAUCAGUGCUCCUACUCUGAGCCUGACUGAUCUCCAUGUCUUAAGGUGGCUGUUUUUAGCUCCUGCUCUCUUGUGUUCACUUGAUUAUGCAACCUCCACAGACCUGGCUCCUAGCGCUGGUUGAAUAUUUGUUGCUACUGGAACAUAUACAGCACUCGCUACUAAGCACUGUUCUGGAGUCAGUGGUAAUGUACAUCUUGCUACUGGGACGUACACAAACCUCCCUCUUAAGCGCUGUUCUGAAGUCAGUGGCUAAGUACAGCUCCUAUGGUACAUGCAUACUAAAGAACAUGUAAACAUAGUGUUUGGGUCACUCCCUAGCAGUCGCAGCAGCCAUCAUCAUUUCAAAACGCUGGCUAAAUAAAACAUGAUUGAAUUUAAGAUCCUUUUUCUCUUGACAAUAUAAAAACAAAGUGCAGAUAAUAAUGCUUUUCUAACUGGGAACCCAGCCUUGGUGUGAGUUGAGUUGAGCGCAUGCCUGAAGCAGAGAGGGAUCUUAUUGGUCCACACAGAGCAAUGCAAUGUUCCUAUGAGUUUCUAUCAUUCUCUGCUUCAACUCCUAGCAAUGUUACUAAGCACAUCUUUCUAGAAGAGGACAUGCCUUUGAUUGCAUCUUGUUAUUCGAUGGUAUUAGACAUUAAGGACUAUGAGAAAUGAAUUAAAGAACAAGACGUGUACAUACUGUAUAUAAUCAAAAAGUCCAUAAUAAAUGUAACAGGUGGAGUUCUAUUUUUAACACUGACUAGACAAUGUGAAAAAUAUCUUUUUUUCUUUGAUUUACAACUGAAAUGCUGAAAUGUGUUAUAAAAAAAAAA
Messenger RNA from Salvelinus sp. IW2-2015, 5245 nucleotides. NCBI's taxonomy places the organism in Eukaryota, Metazoa, Chordata, Actinopteri, Salmoniformes, Salmonidae. The record is from RefSeq and is a predicted model, not a curated record.